GCGCUCUGCUAUGAAUCAGAUCAAGGACAGUGAAGAGGAAGCUCCGCCCUCUAAAACCGCUCUGUGUGAGGAACAUGAGGGUCAGAGGAGGAUCCAUCAACAGAGACCAGUCUCUGCUGGACCUGGACCAGGAACCAGCUGUGUGUCCAUGAAGAGUGACCAGUCCAUGGAUGAACCUGUGACCUUCAAACAAGAAAAGAGGAGGAUCCAUCAACAGGGACCAGACUCUGCUGGACCUGGACCUGGACCCAGCUGUGUGUCCAUGAAGAGUGACCGGUCUCUAGAUCGUCUUAUUCACUUCAAGGAUGGACAAAAACAUGGUCAGCAGAGGACAGAGGUUCUCAGUGGUCAGUCUGUCCAGCAGCAUGGAGCAGACCUGGACUCCAUAUUUAAGCUGCUGGAGGAGAACAUCAUCUGCUUUGUGAAGAAUGAGCUGAAGAAGAUCCACAAGGUUCUGGAUACAGAUCACACAGAAGUCUCAGAGAGUCAGAGGGAGGAUGAGGAGCAGAGGAGCAGCAAUGAGGCCUUUCUGAAGAUCACAGAGGACUUCUUAAGGAGGAUGAAGCAGGAGAAGCUAGCUGAUUGUGUUCUGUCAGAAAUCAGAGCUCCAGCUUGUCAACGUGAACUCAAAUCAAACCUGAAGAAGAAGUUCCAGUGUUUGUUUGAGGGCGUGGCUAAAGCAGGAAACCCCACCCUUCUGAAUGAAAUCUUCACAGAGCUCUACAUCACAGAGGGAGGGACUGGAGAGGUCAAUGAAGAACAUGAGGUCAGACAGAUUGAAAGAGCUUCCUGGAAACCAGAAAGACCAGAAACAUCCAUCAGACAAGAAGACAUCUUUAAAGCCUCGGCUGGAAGAGGCGGACCAAUCAGAAGAGUGAUGACAAAGGGCGUGGCUGGCAUUGGGAAAACAGUGUUAACAAAGAAGUUCACUCUGGACUGGGCUGAAGACAAAAGCAACCAGGACGUACAGCUCAUGUUUCCCUUCACCUUCAGAGAGCUGAAUGUGCUGAAAGCGAAGAAGUUCAGUUUGGUGGAACUCAUCCAUCACUUCUUCACUGAAACCAAAGAAGCAGGAAUCUGCAGGUUUGAAGACUUUAAGGUGGUCUUCAUCUUUGAUGGUCUGGACGAGUGUCGAGUUCCUCUGGACUUCCACAACACUGAGAUCCUGACUGACGUCACAGCGUCCACCUCAGUGAAUGUGCUGCUGACAAACCUCAUCAGGGGGAAACUGCUUCCCUCUGCUCGCCUCUGGAUAACCACACGACCUGCAGCAGCCAAUCAGAUCCCUCCUGACUGUGUGGACAUGGUUACAGAGGUCAGAGGGUUCACGGACCCACAGAAGGAGGGCUACUUCAGGAAGAGGUUCAGAGAUGAGGAGCAGGCCAGGAGGAUCAUCUCCCACAUCCAGACAUCACAAAGCCUCCACACCAUGUGCCACAUCCCAGUCUUCUGCUGGAUCACUGCAACAGUUCUGGAGAACAUGUUCAAAACCAGAGAUGGAGGAGAACUGCCCAAGACCCUGACUGAGAUGUACAUCCACUUCCUGGUGGUUCAGUCCAAAGUGAAGAAGGUUAAAUAUGAUGGAGGAGCUGAGACAGAUCCACACUGGAGUCCAGAGAACAGGAAGAUGAUUAAGUCUCUGGGGAAACUGGCUUUUGAGCAGCUGCAGAAAGGAAACCUGAUCUUCUAUGAAUCAGACCUGACAGAGUGUGGCAUCGAUAUCACAGCAGCUUCAGUUUACUCAGGAGUCUUCACUCAGAUCUUUAAAGAGGAGAGAGGCCUGUACCAGGACAAGGUAUUCUGCUUUGUCCAUCUGAGUGUUCAGGAGUUUCUGGCUGCUCUUCAUGUUCAUCUGACCUUCAUCACCUCUGGAACAAAUCUGUUGUCAGAAGAACCAACAACAAGCCAGCGGUCCAUACAAACAAACAAACCUGAACUGAAUCUUCUGCACCAGAGUGCUGUGGACGAGGCCUUACUGAGUCCAAAUGGACACCUGGACUUGUCCCUCCGCUUCCUCCUGGGUCUUUCACUGGAGACCAAUCAGGAGCUCUUAAGAGGUCUACUGACACAAACAGGAAGUGGUUCACAGACCAAUCAGGAAACAGUUGAGUACAUCAAGAAGAAGAUCAGUGAGAAUCUGUCAGCAGAGAGAAGCAUCAACCUGUUCCACUGUCUGAAUGAACUGAACCAUCGUUCUCUUGUGAAGGAGAUCCAAUGGUUCCUGAGAUCAGGACGCCUGUCCACAGAGACACUGUCUCCUGCUCAGUGGUCAGCUCUGGUCUUCAUCUUACUGUCAUCAGGAAAAGAUCUGGAAGAGUUUGACCUGAAGAAAUACUCUGCUUCAGAGAAGGCUCUUCUGAAGCUGCUGCCAGUGGUCAAAGCCUCCAACAAAGCUCUACUGAGUGGCUGUAAACUCUCAGAGAAAAGCUGUGAAGCUCUGUCCUCAGUCCUCAGCUCUGUGUCCUCUCAUCUGAGACACGUGGACCUGAGUAACAACGACUUGCAGGAUCAAGGAGUGAACCUGCUGUGUGAUGGACUGAAGAGUCCUCACUGUUCUCUGGAGACUCUGAGUCUGUCAGGUUGUCUGGUCUCAGAGGAAGGAUGUUCUUCUCUGACCUCAGCUCUGAACUCCAACCCCUCCCAUCUGAGAGAGCUGGACCUGAGCUACAAUCAUCCAGGAGACUCAGGAGAGAAGCUGCUGUCUGCUGGACUGAAGAGUCCUCACUGGAGACUGGACACUCUCAGGAUGGACCAUGCUGGAGAGCAGAGGUUAAAACCUGGUCCCAGGAAGUAUUCAUGUGAACUGGAACUGGACACAAACACAAUGAACAGAAAACUCAAACUGUCUGACGACAACAGGAAAGUGACCUGUGUGACAAAAGAUCAGUGGUAUCCUGAUCAUCCAGACAGAUUUGAGUCCUGGUUUCAGCUGCUGUGUAGACCUGGUCUGACUGGUCGCUGUUACUGGGAGGUCGAGUGGAGAGGAAGAGUUUAUAUAUCACUGAGUUACAGAGGAAUCAAGAGGAAAGGCAACAGUUAUGACUGUUUGUUUGGAGAUAAUGAUCAGUCCUGGAGUCUGAGGUGCUCUGAUGAUCAUGGUUACUCUGUCCGUCACUGUGGGACACGAACACCCAUCAUGUCCUCUGUCUCUCACAGAGUAUCAGUAUAUGUGGACUGUCCUGCUGGGACUCUGUCCUUCUACAGCGUCUCCUCUGACUCACUGAUCCACCUCCACACCUUCAGGACCACAUUCACUGAACCGGUUUAUCCUGGGUUCCUGUUCUGGCCUGGUUCCUCAGUGUCUCUGUGUCCUCUGUAGGACAUGAAGAGACAGCAGCUUCAGUGGUGGACGAGGUC
Messenger RNA from Solea solea (common sole), 3357 nucleotides. RefSeq names its product NLR family CARD domain-containing protein 3-like. The coding region runs from base 11 to 3319 and encodes 1102 amino acids. The transcript has 10 exons. Gene Ontology annotation, molecular function: protein binding. NCBI's taxonomy places the organism in Eukaryota, Metazoa, Chordata, Actinopteri, Pleuronectiformes, Soleidae. The record is from RefSeq and is a predicted model, not a curated record.